Molecule: messenger RNA, 744 nt
Organism: Coccinella septempunctata (seven-spotted ladybird)
Lineage: Eukaryota; Metazoa; Arthropoda; Insecta; Coleoptera; Coccinellidae
Product: caltractin-like
Exons: 3
Coding region: 123-665 (180 amino acids)
Cellular component (GO): cytoplasm
Molecular function (GO): calcium ion binding
Source: RefSeq, a predicted model, not a curated record
AACCAAUAGAAAUAAAAUUAGAGUGUGCGAUAUUGUCACUUUACUAUCGAUUUUGACGUGCCUUAUUUGUCAUUAUUCGAGUCUUUCUUCAUUAAUAUAUUUGUUAUUUGUCCGAUUUUUCCAUGGGCUACGAUAAGAGAAAAUCUCAGGCAUCAGCUACCGCUUAUGCCCUUCGUAAGGAGGACCGUUUCUUCGAGAUGAGGCUGCAGAUAAAUGAAGAGCAGAAGGCGGACAUCAGAGAAGCAUUCCAUAUUUUCGACGACGAUGGAGACGGGGUGGUGGACCUAGAAGGACUGAAAGUUACAUUCAGAGCGCUGGGGUUCGAUGUGAAAAAAUCUGACUUGAAGAAAUGGGUUUCCGAAGUGAAUCCUGCAGCUGAUUGGAAAUGUGACAAGAUUCCAUACCAAGAAUUUAUUGAAAUAAUUGAGAGGAAAAUGUGCGAGUACGAUACAAGAGAGGACGAAAUUAAAAUGUUCCGAAUUCUUGAUCACCAUGAUCGCGGCAAAAUCACUUUCACAGACCUCAAGAGAGUUGUCAAUAUCUUACAAUUGGAUGUUAACGAUGAAGAAAUAAUGGAAAUGUUGGAAAUGGGCAAGAGUGUUUCUGGAAGAAACGAGGUCAACCUAGACGAAUACAUUAUAGCGAUGAGAAGAAGCCCAGUAUGAAAGAGAAAUAUAAUGUCUUUAUUUUUAUGUAUAUUUUUAUACAUGUAUGAGCGAAGCAAGAUUAAAAUAAUUUUUGAUG